Molecule: messenger RNA, 1380 nt
Organism: Salvelinus fontinalis (brook trout)
Lineage: Eukaryota; Metazoa; Chordata; Actinopteri; Salmoniformes; Salmonidae
Product: melanocortin receptor 3-like
Exons: 1
Coding region: 1-1008 (335 amino acids)
Biological process (GO): G protein-coupled receptor signaling pathway
Cellular component (GO): membrane
Molecular function (GO): melanocyte-stimulating hormone receptor activity; peptide hormone binding
Source: RefSeq, a predicted model, not a curated record
AUGAACAACACUUAUAGACAUCUGCUGCCGCUGGACCUUCGGCUCAAUGAAACCACCAGGGAGUCUCUGGCCGGGGAGGACGAACAGGGGAACCUGACCGGCACCGGGACCGGCAUCGAGCCUGGUCUAUGUGAGGCAGUCCACAUCCAAGCUGAGGUGUUCCUGACACUGGGGAUCGUCAGCCUUCUGGAGAAUAUCUUGGUGAUCUUGGCAGUGGUGAAGAACAAGAACCUCCACUCACCCAUGUAUGUACUCCUGUGUAGUCUUGCUGCUGCUGACAUGCUGGUGAGUGUCUCCAACUCACUAGAGACGGUGGUUAUCGCUGCGCUGAACAGACGGUUGAUUGUGGCAGAUGACCACUUUAUUCAACUCAUGGACAACUUCUUUGACUCCAUCAUCUGUAUCUCUCUGGUGGCCUCAAUCUGUAACCUUCUAGCUAUCGCCAUUGACCGUUACGUGACCAUCUUCUACGCCCUACGCUACCACAGCAUCGUGACGAUGCGGCGGGCUGUCCUGGCCAUCGGUGGCAUCUGGCUGACAUGUGUGUUCUGUGGGAUAGUCUUCAUCGUCUACUCAGAGAGCAAGGCAGUCGUUGUGUGUCUGAUCAUCAUGUUCUUCACCAUGCUGGUGCUCAUGGCCACUCUGUACGUUCACAUGUUCCUGCUGGCGAGGCUUCACAUCAAGCGCAUCGCUAUUCUGCCCGCGGAGGGUGUGGUGCCCCAGAGGACCUGCAUGAAGGGAGCCAUCACCAUCACCAUCCUCCUAGGGGUGUUCGUCUGCUGCUGGGCACCUUUCUUCCUCCACCUCAUCCUCCUCAUCACCUGUCCCAAGAACCAGCUCUGUGUCUGUUACAUGUCCCACUUUACCACCUACCUGGUGCUCAUAAUGUGUAACUCUGUCAUAGACCCCGUUAUCUAUGCCUUCCGCAGUCUCGAGAUGCGCAAAACCUUCAAGGAGAUCCUCGGUUGUUUCAGUGCCACUUGUAGUAUUUUCCACUGUAAAUACUGAAGUGUUGUAGUUGUUGGUCAUUUUCAAAUAGGCACAGAAAAGGCUUUCAAUGUGGUUGUUCAAUGCGCUGUGUAUAUGGAUACUGUGUAUAUGGACAUUGUUAUAUGGACACUGUGUAUAUGGACAUUGUUUUAUGGACACUGUGUAUAUGGAUACUGUGUAUAUGGACAUUGUUAUAUGGACACUGUGUUGUGGGACAUUGGACACUGUGUUGUGGGACAUUGUUGUGACAUGUAGGUUUGGCUUAGUGGCUUUGUUAUUGUGAUGAUGUUUUUAUGUGUACAUAGUGUUUGUGAAAAUGUGAGAAGCAAACAGUAAAAAAUGAAAGAUUAAAAUCCAUGAGUGACUAAUUUUAUGAAUUAAAAAUAUUCA